Molecule: messenger RNA, 1220 nt
Organism: Neoarius graeffei (lesser salmon catfish)
Lineage: Eukaryota; Metazoa; Chordata; Actinopteri; Siluriformes; Ariidae
Exons: 5
Coding region: 359-985 (208 amino acids)
Source: RefSeq, a predicted model, not a curated record
CUAGAACACGGGUGUGGAAAGAAAGACAUCGGCUGGAGACAAGCGCCUCUUUGAGAAUACUGAAACUAUUACAUGUAGAUGGUUAGCGAGAGUAGUGAGUCCGGGGAGAGCUGGGAAAAUUAUAGACUUGUGGAGAUUUGCGACGUUUUGCGACACCGGAGUUCCGGCAGGUUCAGGAAGGCGGCUCGCGCUUCGCUCCAAACUGGAGAAUGUAGCGGGAAGAGAGCGCGCGAGCGGCGAGAGCAGGUAAGCCGAGGCGCCGCGUGCUGCGAGUCACUGGAGCAAUCAGAGAAGCUCAAUUAUUGUGAUUUUGGCGAGGGCCCGUGCACAGGAGAGCUCUACCUGGUCGAAAGUCUGAAUGGGACUCCGGGCGGGAACCAGCAGACAGGGAGGCAGCGUAAUCCGCCAUGCCGCCAGGCUGCUGAACUCCCUCCCAGUUUGGGCAGCGAUUUUAAUCAUUGUGAUAUGCUCCAUGGUUGGCGUUCUGUCCUUAAUCAUAAUUGGAGUAAAGAUUUUCAAGAAACUGAUUCAGCCUGACUCUCAAAGCACAAUCUUCUCCAAACUCCUGAUUAGGCUCUGCACUCGGCGCUCGACUUCUACGGACUGUCCACUGAAGAUGGCGUCUGAGGAAGCCCGACUUCAGGGAAUGGUGAACUCUGAUCGCAUCAUUAACGAACCCGAGCAGCCUCAUCUGUCCGUGGUGGCGUCUUUAGGUCACACCCCUCUGCUGGAGACCAGCGAUCCGUCUUGUUUAGACACCUUCAGCCCAACGGUGACAGAAGAGUCUCUCUUCCCCACUCACCUUCCCAUUCACACCAGUACUGAUGGAAAGGUAUUGGAUGAGGAAGACACUGGAGAGAUGGAGGACUCUGAUUCUGGAGGCUUUAACAGCGGUAACAGCUUCUCAGGCUAUGACAGCCAAAAGUCCCCUGUUGAUAUGGGACAAGGAGACAAGGUAGACGCCUACGGGCCACGUCAGCCUUAAAGUGCACCACCUUGGGCCUUCAGCUAAAAAUUAGAAAACAAGCUUGUUUCGAAUUGAAAUGUUUAGGAAGCAGCUUUACCUGAGAAUAACCAACAAUACAGUCAUAUAUUGGACAUUUCACAGAUCUGCAAACCUUUUAGACAGUUACCUUUUGUGUCUCUCUUUACUUUGGUGUACACUGAGUCAGUUAUUUCUCAAAAAUACAGCAGUCCCCCCACCCCACCCCCAAUAAAAA